AUGACUGGUUACAAGUCUGUUGCGGCCUGCGACAUUCUCCUCCAUGCCGGGGACUUGUCGCAGUUCGGCACCUUUGCAGAGAUACAGGCACAACUGUCAUGGCUUGCCGCGCAGCCGCACCCACACAAGGUUGUCAUUGCUGGCAAUCACGACCUACUCCUUGACUCCGUCUUCGUUUCUACGAACCCAGACCGUGAACUGGACCGGCACCCCGGCCAGCGCAGAAACGAUCUCGACUGGGGGGGCGUCCAAUAUCUGGAGCGCGGGUCACUGGACAUCGCCGUCGAGGGGAAAAACAGGUCCAUCCGCGUGUUUGGCAGCCCAUGGACACCACGGUGUGGAAACUGGGCAUUCCAGUACGGGAAGGGAGAUGGCGAUAGGGAGACCUUGGGCACAGCGCCGGCCGACACAGACGUCAUGCUGAUGCAUGGACCGCCCAAAGGGCAUCUAGACGAUGGGGGAAAGGGCUGUGGAAGGCUGCUUGCUGAAGUCUGGAGGGUAAGGCCCAAAGUUGUGGUGUGUGGUCACAUCCACGCAGGGAGAGGGGAAGAAUGGCUUCGCUUCGACCACGUUGACAGCUGGUACGAGAACGUGAUGCUCGGGAGGAGGCGGUGGGUAUCUGUGCUCUGCCUGGUCUUGUGCCAUGUCUGGUUGAGGGUUACGAGGACAUGGGGUGUUGCACCAAGUCAGGAGCAGACCAGAGGGACGCGCCUCAUCAAUGCUGCCAUGGUGGGAGGGCGUGGAAAUGUGGACCACAGAGAAGCCUUCGUCGCAGCCAUAUAG
This is a messenger RNA of Hirsutella rhossiliensis, 783 nucleotides long. RefSeq names its product calcineurin-like phosphoesterase domain-containing protein. The transcript is spliced from 2 exons. Bases 1 to 783 code for a protein of 260 amino acids. NCBI's taxonomy places the organism in Eukaryota, Fungi, Ascomycota, Sordariomycetes, Hypocreales, Ophiocordycipitaceae. The record is from RefSeq and is a predicted model, not a curated record. Gene Ontology annotation, molecular function: hydrolase activity.